AUGUCAGACACCGCAAUUUCGGUCGACCUUAACCUUGACCUCAACCUCAACCUUGACCUUGACCAUGACCAUGACCAUGAUAAUCACCGUGACCCUACCCUCAACACACGAGACCAGGUCUAUAUACAGUCAUUAGAAGCCUCGCUCCAGGACUCGUUUCGCUUGAUGUGUUCCAAGGAACAGGUUGCUUUGGCCCGCUCGAUGAGAAUCCUAACCAAAUCAGAACGGAAGGAAAUGAAAAGGUGCGCAAAAAUAUGGAAACCCACCCCUAUUUCCUCAACGCCUGAUAAUACCAGCCCAAAUGAUCGCAAUAAUGAAGAGUGGAAUGCAACUAUCGAAUGUUUAAUGACCCUCAGAGACCGGUACCAGUCCCAGCUAGACCUAAUGCGGGUCCGUUCACUGGAGUCUGACGCUCAUCGAUCGGACAUGCUGACCUGUGUCCAGGACUUGAGCAGGCGACUAGGCGACUCUGGCCAGACACACGAGGAACUCGAGUCUCUGUCGGGCGCACUUGAACAAUUGCGACGCCAGUGGAAGAAAAGCAAACCCGAAAUCGAGAGCAUCAUCCACUCGAUCCUUUCGGCAACACCCUUGGCUGCCUCUGGCUGUCGAGUGGUCAGGGCCACACGCUCAAAUAUCGGCUUGCUCGGUCUCGGAUACCGCUCAAUCAACAAACACUACCUCGUAUUCGAAUCUGGUCGGACACCACUCGAGGACUGCAAAGAGAUCCUCUUGAAGAUAUCAAGCGAUUUUGGCCAGGUCUUUGAAGAAAACGCAGCCCAGAACCUGGCAAGCAUGGAAGGAAACUACCAGCACAUCUUUAUGGACCACCAGGACACCGGCGACGAGCAGCAACAAGUGAUGCAGGACAUCCAGAGGCUGGCCGAUAGCAUAUUCACUCAAUCGGCACCUACUCUCAUUAUUGGGCACCAGCCCGGAUCUCAACCAAAACCCAACAAAAAACCCACUCUUGAGCACGAGCACAAUCCCACACAUAUUUCCCAGAGUGGCAAUGAUAAUGGCACUAUUAUUGGUGAUGGCACUAUCAUUGGCAAUGGUAAUUUUGAUGGUGGUGGUGGUGGUGGUUCUGGAAAUACAAACUCUCAGUCUCAAGUACUGGUCCAAAGUCAGAGUCAGAGUCAGGUUGAGAGCGAAGAUAAUUCUCCACUGUUCACAAUGUCUAGACCAGUGUUUGAGCCCGCUGGUUGGGACUGGCCUACACUCUUGAAGCACAAGCAACCAAACACUAGAAAGACCGGCUGGGUCCGGCCAUUCUUUCAACGUACGUUUUCUAUUCGUUCCAAAUCGACCACUGCAUCUACUACUUGCACAACUGUUACUGCUACUUCUACUGGCUCUACUACUGCCACUGGUAUUACGAAUGUCAGUAGUAAUAUCAAUAGCAAUAGCAAUAUCAAUAUCAAUAUCAAAACAACUGGCCUUUGGACCUGCUCGAUAUCUCGGCUCGCUGAUCAUUUUGCAAAAGUCGGUCAUGACUAUUACACCAAUAUGCUUAACAAUACCAACCUGAUGCAUUCUCACCAGUCCCAGCUAUUUGAGUCUUCCACACGUCUUUUAAUGAAGUGCUACCAAGCUCUUCAGAUCGAACAUGCCCAUGCCAACAUCAUUUCUACGAGUGUUCAAGUCUACCAAUUGAAACAAGAGGCAGAAAGAACAAAUCAUCACAGCAUUACUCCAUAG
Phycomyces blakesleeanus NRRL 1555(-) is the source of this 1701-nucleotide messenger RNA. RefSeq lists its product as hypothetical. NCBI's taxonomy places the organism in Eukaryota, Fungi, Mucoromycota, Mucoromycetes, Mucorales, Phycomycetaceae. The record is from RefSeq and is a predicted model, not a curated record. The transcript has a single exon. The coding region runs from base 1 to 1701 and encodes 566 amino acids.